Molecule: messenger RNA, 1865 nt
Organism: Colossoma macropomum (tambaqui)
Lineage: Eukaryota; Metazoa; Chordata; Actinopteri; Characiformes; Serrasalmidae
Gene: sf3a3
Product: splicing factor 3a, subunit 3
Exons: 17
Coding region: 121-1626 (501 amino acids)
Biological process (GO): mRNA splicing, via spliceosome
Cellular component (GO): nucleus; spliceosomal complex
Molecular function (GO): zinc ion binding; RNA binding
Source: RefSeq, a predicted model, not a curated record
UUUGAAUGAACGUGGGACCGCUGUGCUCGUCACUCGCGCGUAUGCUGGCUGAGUAGAAGCUACAGAACCGAACUCGACCCGCUUAUAAAGUUUCUGCCUCUGGAAAAAAACACUGAAACCAUGGAAACGAUUUUAGAGCAGCAGCGUCGCUACCACGAGGAGAUGGAGAGGCUGAUGGACGCCAAAUCAAAGGAGAUGCUGCACAAGAAAACGACGUUACGCGACCAGAUUAAUUCCGACCACCGAAUACGAGCCAUGCUGGACAGGUAUAUGGAAGUGAGUGGAAAUCUUAGGGACUCGUAUGAAGACAAAGACGGUAUGCGAAAAGAAGAGCUGAGUGCGAUAUCGGGGCCAAACGAGUUUGCUGAAUUCUACAACCGGCUGAAACAGAUCAAGGAAUUCCACAGGAAACAUCCUAAUGAGAUCUGUGUGCCCAUGUCAGUGGAGUUUGAGGAGCUGAUGAAGGCCAGAGACAACCCCAGCGAGGAAGCACAGAAUCUAGUAGAAUUCACUGAUGAAGAAGGAUAUGGUCGCUAUCUAGAUCUCCAUGACUGUUACCUCAAGUACAUCAACCUGAAGGGAGCAGAGAAACUGGAGUACAUCUCCUAUUUGUCGUCGUUUGAUCAGCUCUUCGAUAUCUCCAAAGAUAGAAAGAACGCUGAGUACAAAAGGUAUCUGGAGAUGUUGCUGGAGUACCUGCAGGAUUACACUGACCGAGUGAAGCCACUGCUGGACCAGAAUGAGCUGUAUGGAAAAGUUCUGGCUGAGUUCGAGAAGAAGUGGGAGAACGGGACCUUCCCUGGUUGGCCGAAAGAGGCGAGCAGUGCUCUGACUCACGCUGGAGCUCAUCUGGACCUGUCUGCCUUCUCUUCCUGGGAGGAGUUGGCAUCUCUGGGACUGGACAGGUUAAAGUCUGCCCUCAUGGCUCUGGGAUUGAAGUGUGGAGGCACACUGGAGGAGAGAGCACAGAGACUGUUCAGCACUAAAGGCAAAUCUCUGGAGUUGCUGGAUCCGUCUCUGUUUGCCAAAAACCCCAAAGCCAAGGGACCAAAGAAGGACACGGAACGAAACAAGGAGAUCGCUUUCCUGGAGGCACAGAUUUAUGAAUAUGUGGAGAUCUUGGGGGAGCAGAGGCAGCUGACCCAUGAGAACGUUCAGAGGAAGCAGGCUCGCACGGGCGAGGAGCGCGAAGAGGACGAUGAGGAGCAGCCCAGUGAGAGCGAGAGUGAAGACGAGGACAACGAGAUCAUCUACAACCCCAAAAACCUGCCGCUGGGCUGGGAUGGCAAGCCCAUUCCAUACUGGCUGUACAAACUUCAUGGUCUGAAUAUCAACUACAACUGUGAAAUCUGUGGAAACUACACAUACAGAGGACCUAAAGCCUUCCAGAGACACUUUGCAGAAUGGAGACAUGCGCACGGCAUGCGCUGCUUGGGCAUCCCCAACACAGCCCACUUCGCCAACGUCACCCAGAUCGAGGACGCAGUGUCCCUCUGGUCAAAGCUCAAGUCACAGAAGGCAUCAGAGCGAUGGCAGCCAGACACAGAGGAAGAGUAUGAGGACUCCAGUGGAAACGUGGUCAACAAGAAGACCUAUGAGGAUCUGAAACGGCAGGGUCUGCUUUAAGACCCUGAAAUGAAGCCCGAUAAGACAAGUUCACCACCCAACCUGAAGCAUGAGAUUUGCUUAGGAUCCGAGUCUGUUUCCUCUCGUCUUUUUAUUUUUGGACUUCAGCCAUUCAUAUGUGUCUUUUUGAAAAUAGUAGAUUUGUAUGUUUUUAUUAUUUGAGCAUUCCCCAUUAAGCCCUGCUCUGUGACAAGAGACAAAUGUGGAUUUCAAUAUUCAAUAAAUCUGAGAACAUUUGG